Messenger RNA from Asparagus officinalis (garden asparagus), 1531 nucleotides. RefSeq names its product probable protein phosphatase 2C 33. The record is from RefSeq and is a predicted model, not a curated record. The coding region runs from base 259 to 1269 and encodes 336 amino acids. Gene Ontology annotation, molecular function: protein serine/threonine phosphatase activity. The transcript is spliced from 8 exons. Gene Ontology annotation, biological process: protein dephosphorylation. NCBI's taxonomy places the organism in Eukaryota, Viridiplantae, Streptophyta, Magnoliopsida, Asparagales, Asparagaceae.
AGCGCGAGGCCGCCGCUGGUUCCCCCUCGCAACCCUGAUUGGUCGCGAGCUCCGCGGCAGAAAUCGCGAGAGGCCUUCGCCCUUAGGUACGGACACGCUGGCCUAGCCAAGAGAGGCGAGGAUUUGUUCUUGAUCAAGCCUGAUUGCCUUCGGAUCCCGGGGAACCAAUCCACUGCCUUCUCUGUCUUUGCGAUCUUUGAUGGACACAAUGGAGUAUCUGCGGCCGUCUUCACAAAAGAUCAUCUUUUCGAUCACGUGAUGAGCGCGAUCCCUCAUGGAAUUGGGAGGGAUGAGUGGCUUCAAGAGCUUCCUCGGGCUUUGGUUGCUGGUUUCGUGAAGACCGAUAUCGAUUUCCAGAGAAGAGGAGAGGUAUCGGGGACGACGGUAACCUUUGUUGUGAUUGAUGGGUGGACGGUGACCGUUGCCUCGGUGGGCGAUUCGAGAUGUAUAUUGGAUUCACAAGGUGGGGUGGUGACUUUGCUGACUGUUGAUCAUAGAUUGGAAGAGAAUGUCGAGGAGAGGGAGAGGGUAACAGCUAGUGGCGGAGAAGUCGGGAGGCUUAACCUCUGUGGAGGGCAAGAGGUGGGUCCUCUGCGGUGUUGGCCGGGUGGUCUAUGUCUUUCGAGGUCAAUUGGGGAUACUGAUGUUGGGGAGUUUAUUGUGCCGAUUCCUCAUGUUAAGCAAGUGAAGCUUUCCAAUGCUGGAGGCAGGCUGAUUAUUGCCUCAGAUGGUGUAUGGGACUCCUUGUCAUCUGAAAUGGCUGCCAAGGCUUGCAGGGGAUUACCUGCAGAGCUUGCUGCGAAGCUUGUUGUUAAGGAAGCCCUAAGAGCGAGUGGCUUGAAAGAUGACACCACUUGCCUUGUUGUUGAUAUCAUACCGUCUGAUCAUUCUGUAGCACCACCCUCUCCCAGGAAGCACCAGAAUAAGUUGAGAUCUCUGUUUUUAGGCCUAAGGUAUCAAAAUUCUGUCAAUAAGCAUCCAAACAAACUCUCAUCUGUGGGAUCUGUCGAGGAGCUAUUCGAAGAAGGCUCUGCAAUGUUGGAGGAGAGGUUAUUUACUAACUUCCCAUCAAAGGCGAACUCUUCACCUUUUCGAUGUGCGGUCUGCCAAACAAAUCAAGAGCCGAAUGAGGGCUUAUCAGCCACUGGAGGCACCUUCUUCUCACCUACGCCAAAGCCAUGGGAAGGUCCUUAUCUUUGUAGCGAGUGCAAGAAGAAGAAGGAAGCCAUGGAAGGCAAAAGACCAAGUAAGUCAACAGCAUCCCGGUGACUUACAAUGCUGAAUACAAACUGUAUGUAUCCGUGAUGAUCCAGUGUUCAGUGGGGGGUUUUCUACAGUGGUGUGCUUGUUACAUGUAAAAAGGAAAGCAGAAAGGUGAAUAAGUUGUUUGCUGUGUUUUUUUUAGCUGUCAGUUUUAUUGUUUGGGUGAGCUAACGGAAGUUCUAUCUCCUAUUUGUGAGAGUUUGAUCACUAACCAGUUUGAAAAUUUGUAUGUCGAUACACUGAUGGAAAUAGUGAUAUUUUUUUCCCC